Messenger RNA from Morus notabilis, 869 nucleotides. RefSeq names its product germin-like protein subfamily 1 member 17. Gene Ontology annotation, molecular function: manganese ion binding. The transcript is spliced from 2 exons. The record is from RefSeq and is a predicted model, not a curated record. The coding region runs from base 1 to 678 and encodes 225 amino acids. NCBI's taxonomy places the organism in Eukaryota, Viridiplantae, Streptophyta, Magnoliopsida, Rosales, Moraceae. Gene Ontology annotation, cellular component: cell wall.
AUGAAUUCGGGUGCUCAUUUCCUUCUCGCGGUUGCCAUAUUGGCUUUGGGAGCCUCCAUUUCCUCAGCCUAUGACCCAAGUCCUCUUCAAGACUUUUGUGUUGGAAUAGAUGACCCCAAAAAAGCCUUGUUUGUGAAUGGGAAGUUCUGCAAGGACCCUAAAAUGGUCAAUGCCAACGACUUCUCAUUUUCGGGUCUCAACAUUCCCGGAGACACCAACAACAAAGUUGGUUCCAACGUGACUAAUGUGAACGUGGGCAAACUUCCAGGGCUCAACACUCUUGGCAUACAAUUGGUUCGAAUCGACUUUGCACCAUACGGCGAAAACCCGCCCCACACUCACCCUCGUGGCACCGAGAUCCUCGUAGUCGUGGAGGGAACGCUCUACGUCGGUUUUGUGUCAUCGAACGCAGAUGGAAACCGCCUUUUCGCGAAGAUUCUAAACAAGGGAGACGUGUUCGUUUUCCCAAUUGGGAUGAUCCACUUCCAGUUCAAUCCGGGACACUACCCAGCUGUGGCCUUUGCCGGUCUCAGCAGCCAAGAUGCAGGAGUCAUUACAAUUGCUAACACCGUGUUUGGUUCAACUCCUCCUAUUAAUCCUGAUAUCCUUGCCAAGGCAUUCCAACUGGACAGGAAUCAGGUUGAGCUACUUCAGCAGAAGUUCAAGCCUAAAAAUUAGAAAGAAAAUUGAGUUAUAUAUGGUUCGGCACGUGAUCAAAUAGUAGUGGAUAUAUGUAGUAGUGUACGUUAUAUCAUGUUUUCCUAAUAAUGUCUGCUACGUACUUGUGUUUUGUAUGAUUUACCUAAAUAAGGAGGAAGGUCAUAUGCCUACUGCCUAUACCUUUCUCCAUUGUGGGAUUUUGAGUACGG